AUGACCCACAGCCACCGACCCUCCAGUCCUGCCCUGGCCCUCGUCUUGCUGUUCAUGCUGCUGGGUGGUGCAGCAUGGGCUUCAGAGAUUGUGGGUGGGCGGGACGCCAAGCCCCAUUCGCGGCCCUACAUGGCAUCACUACAGAUCACAGGAAACCACUUCUGUGGGGGCACCUUGAUCCACCCGAGUUUCGUGCUGACCGCUGCUCACUGCCUGGUGAACAUGCCCCUGGCUCUGGUGAAGGUGGUGCUCGGGGCCCACAACCUGCAGGACAUGGAACCCAGCCAACAGCAAUUCUUCGUCACUCGCCUGUUUUCCAACAACUAUAUCCCAGAGCAACACCUCAAUGACAUCCUCCUCCUACAGCUGGACCGCCCCGCCAACCUCAACACCCAGGUCGCAGUGGCCCCGCUUCCCGAGCAGGACCAACUGCUGCCCCACGGCACCCAGUGUCUGGCCAUGGGCUGGGGCCGCCUGGGCACCCGUGCACCAUUGCCUAACAUCCUACAGGAGCUGAAUGUCACUGUGGUCACCUUCUUUUGUCGGCCAGAGAAUGUGUGCACCUUUGUUCCUCGUCGCAAAGCUGGCAUCUGCUUUGGGGACUCUGGCGGCCCCUUGAUCUGCGACGGCGUCCUCCAGGCCGUGGACUCCUUCCUGAUCCGGGAGUGCGCUUCCCAACAGUACCCUGACUUCUUCGCUCGAGUUGCCCUCUACGUGGACUGGAUUCAGUCUGUGCUGAGAAGCGUGGGGGGUGAGGGCAGCCCCUGA
This is a messenger RNA of Molossus molossus (Pallas's mastiff bat), 768 nucleotides long. RefSeq names its product myeloblastin-like. Gene Ontology annotation, biological process: proteolysis. Gene Ontology annotation, molecular function: serine-type endopeptidase activity. The transcript has 5 exons. The record is from RefSeq and is a predicted model, not a curated record. The coding region runs from base 1 to 768 and encodes 255 amino acids. Lineage: Eukaryota; Metazoa; Chordata; Mammalia; Chiroptera; Molossidae.